Messenger RNA from Anopheles arabiensis, 9997 nucleotides. RefSeq names its product disks large 1 tumor suppressor protein (gene dlg1). Gene Ontology annotation, cellular component: neuron projection; postsynaptic density membrane; neuromuscular junction. NCBI's taxonomy places the organism in Eukaryota, Metazoa, Arthropoda, Insecta, Diptera, Culicidae. The coding region runs from base 1550 to 4069 and encodes 839 amino acids. Gene Ontology annotation, molecular function: kinase binding. The transcript is spliced from 15 exons. The record is from RefSeq and is a predicted model, not a curated record. Gene Ontology annotation, biological process: chemical synaptic transmission.
UGAAUGUACCCGCGGUCGCACUUGUUAGGGAUAGAAACGAAAAAACAUGAGAGGAAUAUAAAGCGGGGAAAGCCAAAGGAAAAUUCCCCCGUGUCCUUGUGCUGCAGAGUAGAUAAGCGACGAUGUUUUUCAUUACGCCCGACGUCAGACGUCAGAAGCGUAGCGCAAAGGGAGGUGGAAAGCACACUUGAUGGAGCUUUGAACGGGUUGUUUUAUUUUUUCUUGUUGUGUGUGUGUGUGUGUGCGAUUUGAAGUAUCUCUGUUUUAUUUUUCACGCGCUCGAAAAGCCAGCGCGUUUUCAAGGAGCCGUUUUUUCCCACCACCAGCUCUCGCGGCAGGCUUUUAUUUUAAUUUCUUCCGUUCUUUUUGCCUUUUGUUUGCUAUUUUUUUGCAUUCGGCGCUCGCUCGCUGUCCUUCAAUCGUCCUCCAGCGCGAGUCAGCGUAAUCCUAACCGUAGAGAGGCGAUAGAGAAGGAGAAAGAGAGAGAGAGAGAGAGGGAGAGGAACAUCGACUAUCCGAUGUUCGUUCGCUUAUGGGAUAAAGCACGUCACUCAAGGAGAAAGGAAAGGAAUCCUCCUUUUACCCUUCAAUACCGAUAACAGGGGGAAUGGAUCGGCGGAAGGGGCAGGGGCGUAAUGAAGAGAUGCUUUUUGUUUAGUUCCAUCGAAAGAAGAUAAUACAAAAGCCCCUUCUACUCCCCCUCCAUUUUUUCUUACUGGAAUUGACUAUUGUUAUUGUCGAGUAAGAGGUUUCCGCCAGCGCUUGGCCCGGUUGCUCACACACACACAAACAAUUCUCUCAUGCUGAAGUAUGGUGCGCUGAUGGAUAAUAGAAAAAUACCGUCUAAUAAUUGUUUGUGCUGUUAUAGUGUGAAAAGCUAAAACGAAAAAAAAAAUCACAUUUCACUUUAUAUUGUUAUUUUUUGUUCACAAAAUCUAGGUGUGAUUGUGUGAGUUUAUUUAUAUGUUACUUGUGUGAGUGUGUACGUGUUUGUGAAAAAGAGAGUUUGCGCGUGCAGUGCAAAACGAUGAAGUGAAAUAAAGUUGUUAAAUAUUAAAAAAAAAAAAACAAAAUAAAGCGUACAAAACUACAUUUUUGUAUACUGUUGUCCACUUUCUCCUCAAAACAUAUUAAACAUAAAAAUAUAUAAAAAAAGUCCUCGUAGCCUUACGGCUAGCCUAAAAGAGGUUGCAUUUUCCACACCUCCUUCCCAGGCGGCAGCUAUUUAUUUAUUCUACCCUUUAAAUGUGUUGCUAACGUGUGUGAAAGACUGCUCGCGGUGGGCGGGACGACCGGCACUAGUCGAUUGGUGUAAUAGUAGAAAAUAUAAAACAAAGAAGAAAAAUAAGAAGAAGACAACAUUACACCAACACAUUAAAAAAACUCACAAAAAAAAACUGAUUCCAAAAAACAUAAGUGACUGAGGGAAACAAACAAACAAAAUAAAAUAACACAAAUAAGAUAAUAAAAAAGAAAAAAAAAGGCAGAGAGAGAGUGAGUAAAAGGCAGCAAAUAAUCAAAGGACAAAACAAAGAAACAAAAAAAAAGUAUGACCACAAGGAAAAAGAAACGUCAGCAGGACGGCGGCGGAGGCGCAGGUGGUGGGGGAUUCCUCAAGAAGGUUUCCUCCUUGUUCAGCCUGGAUACGCUGAAUGGCGAUUCACCGUGGGAGUACGACGAGAUCACGCUGAUCCGUGGCUCGACCGGGCUCGGCUUCUCGAUCGCGGGCGGCACCGACAACCCGCACAUCAAUCUCGAUGCGUCGAUCUACAUCACCAAGGUGAUACCGGGCGGUGCGGCCCACGUCGACGGCCGGCUGCAGGUGAACGACUGCAUCGUGGCGGUGAACGAGGUGCGCGUGGUGAACGUUACGCACGGCGAAGCGGUCGAUGCGCUCAAGCAGGCGGGCGAUCGUGUAACGCUGCACAUCCGGCGCAAGCGGCCACCGGCCCAGGCCCCGAAGCUGGAGGAGAUCGAGCUGCUGAAGGGCAGCAAGGGGCUCGGCUUCUCGAUUGCGGGCGGCAUCGGCAACCAGCACAUCCCGGGCGACAACGGCAUUUACGUGACGAAGAUCAUGGAGGGCGGGGCGGCCCACAUCGACGGGCGGCUCGCGGUCGGCGACAAGCUGAUCGCGGUCCGGACGCCCGACGGCGGAGAGCGCAAUCUCGAGAACGUGGUGCACGAGGAGGCGGUCGCGACGCUCAAGGCGAUCACCAACCGGGCGACGCUGAUCGUGCAGAAGACGAACAUACUGCAGGCGCUCGCCAACUCGAUCAGCAACCUGAACUCGCUCUCGACGAACGCGAUGAACAGUGUCGGCGUCAGCAUGGUCGACCAUGCGUCGCCGGAUGCUGGUGGCGGCGGCGGCGGUGGCGAGGCCGGCGGAGGCGAUACCGAGAUGGUGGCGUCGACGGCCCGCUCCCAUUCGCCGGCGUUCGGGCUGGAGAACAGCUCGUCCCGGUACGCGUCGUCGAACGUGCUGGAGACGGGCAUGCCGAUCGGCACGCCGCGCGCCGUCAGCAGCGAGGACAUUACGCGGGUGCCGCGCACGAUCGUCAUUCGCAAGGGAGCGUCCGGGCUUGGUUUCAACAUCGUCGGCGGCGAGGAUGGACAGGGAAUCUUUGUAUCGUACGUGCUGGCCGGCGGUGCGGCCGAUCUCGGCGGCGAGCUAAAGCGUGGCGACCAGCUGCUGUCCGUCAAUGGCAUUAGCCUGUCGAAUGCGUCGCACGAGGAUGCCGCCCAAGCGCUGAAGAACGCCGGCGGCACGGUCACGUUGGUCGUGCAGUACCGGCCGGAAGACUACAACCGGUUCGAGCAGCGCAUCCAGGAGCUGAAGCAGGCGGUCGCAGCCGGUACCGGCACGCUGCUGCGCACCACCCAGAAGCGCACGCUCUACGUCCGCGCCCUGUUCGACUACGACCCGAACCGGGACGACGGGCUGCCGACGCGCGGCCUCCAGUUCCGGCACGGCGACAUACUGCACGUGACGAACGCGUCCGACGACGAAUGGUGGCAGGCGCGGCGCGUGAUCGGCGAGGACGAGGAGGAAAGCAUCGGCAUCGUGCCGUCGAAGCGGCGCUGGGAGCGCAAGCAGCGGGCCCGCGACCGCAGCGUCAAGUUCCAGGGACAUGCCGGCGCGAACAACAACAACAACAACCUGGAAAAGGUGUCGACGCUGGAUCGCAAAAAGAAAAACUUCUCCUUCUCCCGCCGGUUCCCGUUCAUGAAGAGCAAAGACGACAAGAACGAGGACGGAUCGGACCAGGAGCCCAACGGCAACCUGAGCGAUCCCAAUCACCAUGAUCCCGAGCAGCCUUUCAUGCUUUGCUACACACAAGAAGACGCGAACGCGGAAGGUGGUGGUGAAAUAAUCUACCGCGUGGAAUUACCUGACAUGGAGCAGAUAACUCUUAUCUACCUGGAGAAUAACUAUGCUGACUCGGAGGAAAACAUCCUGUCGUACGAGCCGGUGCAGCGCCUGCAGAUCAGCUACACCCGCCCGGUCAUCAUACUGGGCCCGCUGAAGGACCGCAUCAACGACGACCUGAUCUCGGAGUAUCCGAAUAAGUUCGGCUCGUGUGUGCCGCAUACAACGCGCCCGAAGCGCGACUACGAGGUGGACGGGCGGGACUACCAUUUCAUCGCGUCCCGCGAGCAGAUGGAGAAGGACAUCCAGAACCAUCUGUUCAUCGAGGCGGGCCAGUACAACGACAACCUGUACGGCACGUCGGUCGCGUCGGUGCGCGAGGUCGCCGAGAAGGGCAAGCACUGCAUCCUGGACGUGUCGGGCAACGCGAUCAAGCGGCUGCAGGUCGCCCAGCUCUACCCGAUCGCCAUCUUCAUCAAGCCGAUGUCGGUCGAAUCGAUCAUGGAGAUGAACCGGCGCAUGACGGAGGAGCAGGCGAAGAAAACCUACGAGCGGACGCUAAAGAUGGAGCACGAGUUUGGCGAAUACUUUACCGCCAUUGUGCAAGGCGACACGAUCGAGGAGAUCUACAGCAAGGUGAAGAACGUCAUCUGGUCGCAGGGCGGCCCGACGAUCUGGGUGCCGUCGAAGGAAUCUCUAUGACCGCAGGCAAGCAUCACCUGGACGCUGCCACCAAAUAUGCGCGCCCGUCCCGUGUCCCGCACCUCCUCCUCGUCGGCCACCGCCGGGCCCCAUUGACCACGAUCCGAGGCGACCACAAGGACCCCCGACCCCCCCAGCAGCAGCAGAGCGGAGGGAGCGAGAGCGCGGGUUGUGUUGUGAGGAUGGGAGUGGAUGCGCUUAACAAAACACACAGAACUACCUACUCCCCGUCCCGUCCCCUUCUCCAAAAUAUGACACUCCCUCCACCCCCACUCCCCCCCCACCCACCCCGGGAAACUGCGAAGAGCAGCGAGUCGAAGGAAGGGGAAGCAAGAAAGUAGGAAAAAACAAUUACACCCCCUCCACACACACACACAUUGAGAGCGAGACAGAGAGAGAGAGACAGAGAGAGAGAGAGAGAGCAGUAUCUCGUAGAAAAGCAAGAAAAAAAGCAAAAAAAAAAGAAAACCGGGCAACUAUUACAUAAAAAAAUCGACACACACACACAAUUGUUAAAAGAAAAUAGAUGUGACGAGCGAGCGGAGCGAAAGAGAGAGAGAGAGAGCCAGAGAGAGAGAGAGAGAGAGAGAGAGAGAGGAGAUGCGUUUUUUAUGUUUUCUUCAUACUUUCGUAAAACGUAUGGUAGGAAGCGUUUUGUCAUUUAGCACCCAUUAAAAUUAAAUUGUAUUGUAGCGAGAGAGAGUGUGAGAGAGAGAGAGAGAAAGAGAGGCAGAAAGAGGAGAGGGAAAGUGCGAGUGGCGUCUCAAUCAAACCACACUGAAAUUUGUGUGGGAGAAAGAGAGAGAGAGACAGACAGAGAGAUAGAGAGAUAGAGAUAAAGAGGGAAAGAGAAGGUUAAAGGGGUGCAAACUGUUGUUAUUUAGUGAAGGUUUUUCGGAUGAUGAAUCGAGAGGGGUGGGGGGGGGGGUGGAGGGGAAGAGGCAGUAGCUAGCAAAAAUCUUAACUACACAGUCACAGAGAGAAAGAGAGAGAGAGAGAGAUAGCGAGAAAGUGCAAGAGUUGGGUCAGCGAGUCAAAGAAACAAACAAAAAAAAAGGUGCUGAGGAAUGGGAUAAAAAAAAAACAAAAACUCCAAACAAAAAAAAAGGCAAAACGGCAAAAGUGCAGCUAUAGAGGACGGACAUAGGCAGCCUCGGAAACCCCUCCACACACACACACACACACAGAUACACACGCAGAGUAAUAAACUUGAUCGUAUUUAUAUCGAAUACUUAGACUACUUAGAAUCGGCAACUGUGCUCGCGUUGGCGUCUGUUUUCCCGCUCGGUUCGGUCACAGGAGCAGCUGCAGGAGGGAGGGGUGGGGGGGGUCGUGGCUAGCGGCAAGGGGGUUAAUUGUAUAGAAAGAAAUACAACUGUGUGUGGCUCUGUGUGUUUGUGUGUGUGUGGUUACGUUUGUUAAGGGAAAUCGGUGUUCUAUUAGAGCAAACAGAGCUCGAACCAAUUGUUUAUUCCCUUUUUUUGGAUUUCGCAACACAUACACACACACACACACAAUUUGCGCGAAUGCUCCAUCCGUUCUAUCGGUUGGGUAUGAAGCUACAGCAUAACCCAAAAAUAAAAGAAGAAGAAGAAGAAGUAGAAGCGAAAGAGAGAGAGAGCGAGAGAGAGAGAGAGAGAGAGAGAGAGAGAAGCAAAAGGUUGCAGGUUUGGGAAAAGCGCUCUAUACAUGGCAAAGGCAUCGUUUCUUAAUAGCCACGCCAUGCGGCGUAAUGCGUAUUCUUGGCAAACUAACACACACACACACACACACAAACACACCCAUUCACAACCCAUCUUUCACCGCUUCCGGUUAGGAAAUAAUGUCCGCGAAACGUUGUUGUUGCGUUCAAAAGCUGAGAGAGAGAAAGAGAGAGAGAAAGAGCAAAACAAGGAAACGCGCAAUGUGUAAUUAAUGAUUUUCCGUUUUGUUUUUAGAAAAGCAUUAUUAUUGAAUAAUAAUUUUAUUUUAACUGUAACACAGGCCAAGCAGGGCAGAGUAGAUUUUACCCAUUACGGGCUUGUGUUUGUGUGUGUGUGUGUAGGAGAUGUGCGUAUAGGCGUCCGUUUUUAUUUGCAGUUUGCCCGGCGGUCGCUGCGUUCCGUUUGCUCACCUUGGCAGCUUCUCGUUCUUUUUCUUUUUUUUUUGGUGGUGUGCCGCUAGGUGGUCAGCAAGUAGCAUAUAUUAUUAUUAUUAUUAGUACUAGCAGAAUAAAACACAAAUAAACAAACAAACACAACAAUAAGCAAGUUUGCGGAUCGAAAGCGUACGGCGGAAUCGUUCCUCACUGCCACUGGAGAGUGUUUUCCCAGUUUUCCCCGGCUCCCUCAGACUCAGCCUCCUCUCCCACACACACACACACACCCAAGGGAAUGGCGGUCGAAAAAGUAGCGCUACAGAUAUAACCAAGGUCGUGCAUGGCCAAGGCAUGUGUGUGUGUGUGUGUGUUGGGGGAAAAAAAGAUUAAAACUUUAUGCAAUGAUGCACACGAUCGAGGACAACACUCAAACAGCACAGAACUCACACACUCACACACACACACACACACACACACACACACACACACACACACACACACACACACACACACACACUUGUAUUAGCGGACAAUCAUGACAAAGUGCUGGUGGGAAGGGCGGGUUUAAAAGAAAAUAGGGAAGCAAACGGAAAUUCUGUUCUGAGCCAGCAGGGCGCUGGAAAAAAGAAAAAUGAAACGGAAAUUGUUGCACUUUUUUUGGCUGGAACGUGAAGUGAAGUUUCCUUCUCAAACAGCCAGCUUUUCAGUAUUUCGAGAUCCUUUGUGUACGUGUGUGUGUGUGUGUAGGUAACACUAAUUCGACCAAAACGUUGGACCAGAGGCACGUGGAAAGUAUCAUUUUGAACCGUUUAUCGUCGAUCCGUAGUGUAAAGAAAUAUCUUUCCACCCCACCUCACACCCUUUCCCUCUCUCCUUCUCUCUCUCUCUCUCUCUCUCUAUUUAACCCACCCCACUUUGUUCCGUCCCACCCGUCCCGCGCCGAGGGACAGUGUGCCAAAAGCUGGUAGGAGGUUGUCCUGUUCCGGUGUUUGCUUCUCCUCGCCCUGCUCGCGCCCUGUCUCGCCGUAAGCAGGGGCAGGGGCACCGUAGGUUCGUUGUUUGUUUGUGCAGCCCCUCGCUGCACUGUGCCGCUCAAACAGCUGGGCCAAACAGGGCGAAGGGUGUGGAGGUGCUAGAGAAAAAAAGAAGAAUAAUAAUGACGAAAAAAAGAAAAAAACAUAAUAAUUGUUAAAAAAGAAAAACACUACAACCCGCGCCAGCAAUGCGGCAAUCUUGGAAAAGCCCACAGUUUGUGUAUUUUUGUUUUUAAAUCGUUCCUCAUUCUCUACUAUUGUGCAAAUUACAUUGUUUAGCUUUUUGUUCUCCCCUCCGCAAGCACUCGGUGCCACAACGCUUGGCGGCUGGGUGAGCGCAAGCAGAAGAAGCAGCAAGAAAAUAAAAAGAAGAAACAAAAUGGAAAAUGAACGAAAUAAAAAGAAGAAAAAAAAAACACAUAAAAUCGGUCCCCGAGAAAAUAAAAUAAAGUCCACUAUAAAUAUAUAUAGACACACACAAACACCCACUCACACUAAUAUACAUAGAGAGCAACAAAAAGUAAAAAAAAAAACAAAUGACAAAAAUAACAAAACAGAAAAAAGGAAGAAAGCAAAACAUGAAAAAGCAAAUGCAAAUCCAACGGUUUAGGUAAGUAGGGUAAUAGUGUUUGCGUAGGUGUGUGUUUGUGCGUGUGUGUGUGUGUGCAUGUGUGUGUGUGUGUGUAACAGGGUAAGAAAUGAGGGGAAAGUAUUACCAAAUAUUUAAUUUUCCAUGCUCACGCCUCGCGCUUGAGCGUGAGAGCUGAGUAAUAAAUUAACACAAACACACACACACGCACGCACACACACGCACACAAGCACACACAGCCAGAGCAAAUGAAAAUGUCUAAAGCCCGAAGUGAAAGUUAUAUAGACCGCGAAUGUGGAAAAUUGAUCGCACUGUUGUUAAGCGAAAACUGUUGAACUUGUUUGAGAAGAAGCGACGAACGCCCCCUGAGAUUAGCACUGGCUGGUGGGCCAAAAGUUGCGCGCGCAUUAUUGUAAAACCACAACGUGGAAUGAAAAGAAAAAGAAAAAAAAAAAGAAAAAACACACAGUAGCAAAAUGCAUAAAACAAAAUCAUAGAAAAUGCUGAAAACAUAAAACGCAGUAGAUAAGAAAAUAGGCAAAUUUUCAAAGAAAAUCCAACACCCCCCCCCCCCCUCCCCAAAAGCAUUGUAGCGGACGCAGGCAACAAACAAAUGUUACAAAACAACACGCUAUUAGUAUAGUAGGAGGUUAAAAGGCAAAAAAACUGGAAUAAAUGAGUAUUAUAAUACACAACACACACACACACACAAACCCAAACAUAUGAAAUUAGGAAGCUGCCUUACAGAUAGAGUCCCACUUUUUGUAUUUAACAAAAAAAAAAACACAGCCAUUGCAUAUAAGCAAGAAACGUUUAUAAAUACCAAAAUCAGAUGAUGCAGCAGCUUGUGAGCCCAAUUAAAGGCGUUCCCAUUUGGCACACGUUUGGCAAGCUCGUUCCACUUCCCUCCACCCCCCCCACCCCUCCCAUCGGUAGGCUAAUUGCUCACAGAGUGUGGGAGAAUCGGCCCAGGUCAAAAAAGGUAGAAAAACAAGGCGAAAACCAUGUAGCGAGCAAUCACAUCUAUAAGAAAAAUAAUCUGCGAAAGGGUGCAGCAUGCUAGAGGAAGCGCUAAGCCAGCAAAUCCCUGAUGCAGGGCAAAACAUAUGCCCCCCUCCCUUCCCUCCCCCUGCUCCCACACACUGCAGGAGUAUGGAUAGUGUGGGUGGGUGUAUGUGUGUGCGCGCGUAAUGUAAAGCCCCGUAACGUUGUUUCUGCAAGUUAAUGUAGUGUACAUUAAAGUACGUCAAGAAGGGGGAAAGAGAAAAAAAAAACAAGCGACGAACCUAGUGCUGACUCGUGCAGUGGCAUAACGUUGCUAAUUGAUGCGUUUGAUAAUUUCCUAACUGUUGCGUUUCUUUAUCCGUGUGUGCGCCACGCCUUUUCGCGAACUGUUCGCAGGCAGACGACGAACUGGACGGGGUAGUUAACUAGGGAGUGUUUGUGUUUGCGCCAAUUUGCUUACCGUUUUGGUGUUGUAAACGAUUCUUUCCUUGCACGUUUGUACGUUUUUGAUUCGUUGUGAAGUGUUUGUCAAGCAAAUUAGCGCAAAUGUUUUUUUUUUUCUUAGCGAAACCAAUCCGAGCUAAAUGAGAAAACGGUUAAGCGUUUCAGCAGAGCAAGCGACGAACCCUCUUCCCACUGUGGAUUAGUUUUGCAAGUGUGUGAGUGUGUGUGUCUGCGAUACAUACGUACACACAUACACACAUAAACAUGAUAAUUAAAUGAAAAUGAUGGUGAAGAAAAACACAUAAAUACCAAAAGAAAGGGUAGGACAAAAAAUCCGUUACAGCAUUAUAUUGUUGAUUGCAAGUAGAGAUGAGAAACCAAAAUACAAGAGAGAACAAGUGAAAUGGAGAAGAAAAUAGUGAAAGGCUAGAGAAAGAGAGAAAGAGAGAGUGUGAGAGAGAGAGAGAGAGAGAGAAAGAAAAAGCGAGACAGAUAGCGAGAGAGGAGUGAAUUGGCAUCAGUCCUCGGGAAAACGUUUAGUAAUAGAAUCGCACGAACUACUACUAGCCUGGGAAGGAGCUUCAAGGGUUAAACGCGCUGCCGAAACAAACAAAAAAGUUGUGAAAAUUUCACCAAAAUUAUAAAACCCACAGUUGCGGCGUUGCGGUAGGGUGGUGGUGGUGGUACGCGGCGGAUACGCUGGUUAAAAUGUUGGAACACAUUUGUUUAUGUAUUGUAUUGCAAUAAAAAGUGACAAACACACGUUGGUGCAAACUGAA